AAUUUCACUUGCUUCCUUCUUUCUGAAUCUCUCCCUCGCUGAGUCGACUCACUGAGUCAGCCCUCAGCAACCAACAAUGGCGGACGUAGUGCAGUAUAGGCUGGAGCGCAUGGUCAACGAGCUCGAUGACCUCGAGCGAAGAGGCGUCUUCAGCCGCCGGGAAAUUGCCGAAAUCGUGAAGCAGAGGAGGAAGUUUGAGUACAGGCUGAAGCGUCCGAGUCCGCUCAAGCAAGACUAUCUGGCCUAUAUCGAGUACGAGAAGCAGCUGGACUCACUCCGCCGUCUCCGCAAGAAGUCGGUGGCGCGGGAAGCGAAGAAGAAGACGAAGAAGUCCGUCUCUGAUUUCGCCGGCGUUUCGAGGAUUUUGGAGAUUUAUCAGUUGGCAGUGAUGAGGUAUAAGGGCGAUAUUGAUCUGUGGUUUCGGUAUCUUGAGUUUUGCCGAGAGCGGAGGAAUGGCCGGAUGAAGAAGGUUCUUGCUCAGGUAAUUAGGUUUCAUCCAAAGGUUCCAGGAGUUUGGAUUUAUGCUGCAGCUUGGGAGUUUGACCAUAAUUUAAAUGCCACAGCUGCACGUGCUCUCAUGCAGAGCGGGCUGAGAGUAUGCCCAACUUCAGAAGAUCUUUGGGUAGAGUAUCUUCGGAUGGAACUGACAUACCUUAAUAAGUUAAAAGCUAGAAAGGUGGCUCUUGGAGAAGACGAAGGAACCCUGAUCAAUGACCACAGAGAUGCUGAUGAAAAGCAGUGGAGAGAGGAAAACAAAGAUUUAUUUAUGUCCCUGGAUGAGGAAAGAGGGAGUAGGGAUGUAUCAAAUGGACAAAAUGAGGAGUCAAAGAAGAAAUCAGAUAUGUUUCAGGAGCAAGGUUUGAGCAUUCUUCGCACUAUAUACAGUGGUGCAGUAGAAGCCAUCCCUUCUAGAUUCAGCCUGAGAACACAAUUUUUUGAGAUAUUGGAAGCAAUAAAUUUAGCAGGCUCAAAAGAAAUGCAAAAGGAGAUACUGAGUGACAUGAAAAGAGAUUUUUCAGCAGAACCAGAAUACUGGGACUGGCUCGCAAGACUUGAAACUAUUGAUUCUGAAAGCACACAAGAAAGAGGUACAGAUAUCGUGCCUUCUCAGUUGCAAAAGGCAGUUCAGGUUUAUGAGGAGGCUUUAAAAUUUUUGCCUUCAGCAGUGAUGUUUAAUCUGUACACAAAGUUCCUAAUGGAUGCUAUUGUUUCCAGAGAAAAAACCAAAAAUUCUGAACCAUUUAGUACCUCUGAACAUACAGUAGGUUCUCUUUCACAUCUCUUGAUGGUGUAUGAAAAGGCUGAAAAUAUGGGUUGCCUUACUGAGGAUCUUGCUUGCCAACAUGUUUCACUCUACUUGCAACUUGGGAAAUUGGAUGAAGCCAGAAAGCUGGCAGAAAAGUUUUGCAAUGGAAAAUUUUCAGGGGCAGUACAUUUAUGGCUUUUAAGGGUUUCAGUGGAGAUGAAAUAUGUCACAAGGAAAUGUCCUUCUCCAAGCAAGGCUGAUUUGCUGUCCAUCUUUGAACUCCUGAGGAAUAUUUUGACAAAAGUGGCCAUCUCAGAAGCUGAGGGCUUGUGGCUUAUGGCCCUCAAAUUCUUCUCAAAUCACAAGCAUUUUUUUGACAAGCUUGUGGAUAUAUCCCUGGUUUCAUUGGCUAAAGAUGGUGGCAGUGAAAAUGGAUUCUGCCUCUCUUCUGCUAUUGUAAACUUCGUUCUUCAGAAGGAUGGAAUUCAGUCUGCAAGAGAGAUGUAUAAGCGGUUUCUUGCUUUACCUCGGCCAGGUCUUCCAAUGUAUAAAAUUUGCAUUGAGUUGGAAUUGAACCUUGCAGCAAUCAAUGAUAAAGAUUGCCUCGUAAAUGCCAGGAAGUUAUUCGAAUCAGCGCUUACGACUUAUGACCAAGAUAUCAACCUGUGGCAAGAUUAUUAUUCUAUGGAGAUUAAGAUGGGUACAUCAGAAACAGCAGCUGCUGUCCAUUGGCGGGCACGGAAGAAGCUGAAAGAUGCUGCUGCUCUCAUUGGUCCCGCUCAGCUGUGAAGGAGUUCCUUAUAUAGGACUCACUUGCAAUUUUGGCUUGUCUAAUUUCUUUAUUGAUCCAAAUGUAUUAGAGAAACAAAGCAGAUGAAUAUGAGUAAUAUUAGUUCAUUCCUUACCAUACCA
This is a messenger RNA of Vitis riparia (riverbank grape), 2158 nucleotides long. Its product is annotated as U3 small nucleolar RNA-associated protein 6 homolog. Bases 77 to 2035 code for a protein of 652 amino acids. Gene Ontology annotation, molecular function: snoRNA binding; protein binding. Gene Ontology annotation, biological process: maturation of SSU-rRNA from tricistronic rRNA transcript (SSU-rRNA, 5.8S rRNA, LSU-rRNA). NCBI's taxonomy places the organism in Eukaryota, Viridiplantae, Streptophyta, Magnoliopsida, Vitales, Vitaceae. Gene Ontology annotation, cellular component: small-subunit processome; Pwp2p-containing subcomplex of 90S preribosome. The record is from RefSeq and is a predicted model, not a curated record. The transcript is spliced from 6 exons.